This is a messenger RNA of Conger conger (European conger), 2060 nucleotides long. RefSeq names its product ATP-binding cassette, sub-family G (WHITE), member 4a (gene abcg4a). Bases 129 to 2060 code for a protein of 643 amino acids. The transcript is spliced from 15 exons. Gene Ontology annotation, cellular component: plasma membrane. NCBI's taxonomy places the organism in Eukaryota, Metazoa, Chordata, Actinopteri, Anguilliformes, Congridae. Gene Ontology annotation, molecular function: ABC-type transporter activity; ATP binding; ATP hydrolysis activity. The record is from RefSeq and is a predicted model, not a curated record.
GUGUAAUCUACUGUUUCUUUCUGUCAAGCGCGGAGGAAUGAAUCGGACUUGGCAGUAAAAGGGGGGCACAGCUGACGCAUACGGGGUAUCUCGGUUGCUCACCGCUAAAACAAUCAAAGCACGCUGGUAUGGCCGAGAAGUCGUUGGAACCCGGAGCGGUCAGCAUCCCCAUGGAGGAGACCAUUCGCAACGGGGGUGCACCGGAGCCGCCCCUGCUGACGCACCUGAAGAAGGUGGAGAAUCACAUCACGGAGGCCCAGCGCUUCUCCCACCUCCCGCGACGCUCCACCGUGGACCUGGAGUUCACCGAGCUCUCCUACUCCAUCCGCGAGGGUCCCUGCUGGCGCCGGAGAGGGUAUAAGGCCUUGCUGAAGUGUCUGUCGGGGAAGUUCUGCAGCCGGGAGCUGAUUGGCAUCAUGGGGCCCUCUGGAGCUGGCAAAUCCACUCUGAUGAACAUCCUGGCGGGGUACAGGGAGACGGGGAUGAAGGGGCAGGUCCUGGUGAACGGGAAGCCCCGCGAACUCCGCACCUUCCGGAAGAUGUCCUGCUACAUCAUGCAGGACGACAUGCUGCUGCCUCACCUCACUACGCGCGAGGCCAUGAUGGUCUCGGCCAACCUGAAGCUAAGUGAGAACAUGGAUGUGAAGAAGGAGCUGGUGGACGAGAUUCUCACAGCGCUGGGACUUCUGGAAUGUGCUCACACUCGAACCAUCUCCCUGUCGGGGGGCCAGUGCAAGCGUCUUGCCAUCGCUCAGGAGCUGGUCAACAACCCCCCUGUCAUGUUUUUCGACGAGCCCACCAGCGGUCUGGACAGUGCCUCCUGCUUCCAGGUGGUCUCCCUCAUGAAGUCUCUGGCCCAGGGUGGGAGGACCAUCAUCUGCACCAUCCACCAGCCCAGCGCCAAACUGUUCGAGAUGUUCGACAAGCUGUACAUCCUGAGCCAGGGCCAGUGCAUCUACAAGGGGACUGUCCCGUACCUGAUCCCCUACCUGAAGAACCUGGGUCUUCACUGUCCCACGUACCACAACCCGGCUGAUUUCAUCAUUGAGGUGGCGUCUGGCGAGUAUGGAGACCUGAACCCUGUACUGUUCGAGGCCGUGCAGGGGGGCAUGUGUGUUCUGGACUCCAAGAAGAACUCCACUGACAAGAAUGACCCCGCCUCUUCCUGUCCGUCUCAGCCCCACAGUGACUAUGGGCUUAUUGAGAAACAUACCUUUGCCACCAGCACAUUCACCCAGUUCUGCAUCCUGUUUAAGAGGACCUUCAUCUCCAUAUGCAGGGACACGGUGCUGACACAUCUCCGGGUGAUGUCACACAUCUGUAUCGGGGUGCUGAUUGGCCUGCUGUACCUGAACAUUGGGAAUGACGCCAACAAAGCCUUCAACAACACUGGCUUCCUCUUCUUCUCCAUGCUCUUCCUCAUGUUUGCUGCCCUGAUGCCCACUGUCCUCACCUUCCCUCUGGAGAUGUCCGUGUUUCUGAGGGAGCACCUGAAUUACUGGUACAGCCUGAAGGCCUACUACCUGGCCAAAACCACGGCAGACAUUCCCUUCCAGGUUAUCUGCCCGAUCAUGUACUGCAGCAUCGUGUACUGGAUGACUGAGCAGCCUCCCGAGGCGGGGAGGUACCUGCUCUUCAUGGCUCUCUCCACCUCCACUGCCCUGGUGGCUCAAUCCCUGGGCCUCCUGAUCGGCGCGGCCUCCACCUCCCUCCAGGUGGCCACCUUCGUGGGGCCCGUCACUGCCAUCCCUGUGCUGCUGUUCUCCGGCUUCUUCGUCAACUUUGACACCAUUCCCAAGUACCUUCAGUGGAGCUCCUACGUGUCCUACGUCAGAUACGGGUUUGAGGGCGUCAUCCUGUCCAUAUACGGGAUGAACCGCUCGGAGCUAGACUGUCCAAUGAAGGACUGCAAGUUCCAGAAGCCCGAGGAGGUCCUGCAACUCCUGGACGUGGAGGACGCCAAGCUCUACAUGGACUUCAUCAUCCUGGGCAUCUUCUUCCUCAUUUUGAGGCUGGCUACCUACCUGGUUCUCCGCUACAAGGUCAAGUCUGUGCGAUAG